Messenger RNA from Corylus avellana, 1424 nucleotides. The record is from RefSeq and is a predicted model, not a curated record. Lineage: Eukaryota; Viridiplantae; Streptophyta; Magnoliopsida; Fagales; Betulaceae.
UGUGUUUCCCUCGCUCACCUCCCUCGUCACUCUCACACUCGAUCUCACCUCUCACUCUCGAUCUCUCUCCCUCAAAAACACCCCCCUCUCACUCGUUCUCUCUCCUGCUGCUCACCUCUCUCUCACUCCGGCGCCCAGUGACCCGCACGGUUGGCCAAACCGCCGGCCAUCUUCUCCAGUCGAAACCGGGCGGCCAUCCCCCACUCCAUCUCCCCGAUAGAUCGACGUAUCCUCUCUCUACGGCGCCCAGAUAGUGCUCUCUCUCUCUCCGGUCGGCGAUUAUUCCGCCGUUACUGUUCAUGCACUAGUAGAUGGCAUGGAUGUCCUUGCUGUGAAACAGGCGUGCAAAUUUGCCAAGGAGCACGCUUUGAAGAAUGGGCCCAUUAUUCUUGAAAUGGACACUUACAGGUACCAUGGUCAUUCCAUGUCUGAUCCUGGAAGCACAUACCGCACUUGCGAUGAGAUUUCUGGUGUGAGACAGGAGCGUGAUCCAGUUGAAAGAGUAAGAAAGCUGGUAUUAUCUCAUGAUCUAGCUACUGAAAAGGAGCUAAAGGAUAUGGAGAAGGAAAUAAGAAAACAAGUUGAUGAAGGCAUUGCUCAAGCCAAGGAAAGUCCAAUGCCGGAACCUUCUGAACUAUUUUCCAAUGUGUAUGCCAAAGGAUUAGGAGUUGAGUGAGGUAUCAGCUUUACAAAUUGGCUGCUGGAUCGUGCAUUUAUGGAUGAAGCUAUAGAUUCACACCUAAUUAAACUUUUUGUGCGCUGUGAUGUUGAUUUUUCUAAUUUCGGUUGCAGGCUUUUGGACCAGAUAAAAAAGAACUUAGAGCUGUGCUCCCAUAAUUUCACAUUUAUGUUGGAGGUUGCCAAAACCCCUAGUAACAAUAAGAGGUUUGAGUGAAGAUGGUCAUCUCAUCCUGGUUUUUGAAUUUCAUUCCUUGUUUUGUAUAGGAAACUGAUUCUUGUAGCUAGGGCUGAGCGUCGGUCGGUAAUGUCGGUUUCGGUAGAAAAUUUUUAUUUUCGCCUUUCGAACCGACAAUGUCGGUAAAGUCGGUUAUUUCACCGACUUAUUCCGUCAAAUUUUAUUUUAUUUCGCAUUUCGAACCAAAUGCGGUCGAAAAAGUCGGUGUCGGUUGGAAGUCGGUGUCAAUUAUGUCGGUAUGUGAAAAAGUGGCAAAUUUGUCGGUAAAGUCGGUUCGGUUAAAAAACCUCUUCCGCUUACCGAACCAAAAAAUUCGGAAUAAAAAAAAUCAUGCCGCCUAUUGUUCGCCAUUUAGUCGGUAACGGUCGAAAUCAGACGAAAGUCGGUCAAAAGUCAGUUAAUCGGUAAUUUGCUCAGCCCUACUUGUAGCUAUGUGGCAGAAUUGUUACAUUCCGACUACUUUUUUGGGAGAGCCUACAAUCUGAUAUUUCUGUGAUUGAUUUUAAUA